Psammomys obesus (fat sand rat) is the source of this 888-nucleotide messenger RNA. RefSeq names its product golgi associated RAB2 interactor 1A (gene Garin1a). The transcript has 5 exons. The record is from RefSeq and is a predicted model, not a curated record. Gene Ontology annotation, cellular component: nucleus. The coding region runs from base 1 to 888 and encodes 295 amino acids. Lineage: Eukaryota; Metazoa; Chordata; Mammalia; Rodentia; Muridae.
AUGAGUAAAAUUAGGGGCCUCCCUCCUGCGGUCAGGGACCCAGGCCCUGGAAUGGAACUUGGGGUGGAAGAUGGCCUUCUUUGUCAACUAAUUCAUUCUCCAGAAUUCAGCUUGUUCAAGGACUCAGUGGUGUUUGAGAGCACCUUUAUCCAGGUCACUAAGCAGGGACACUGGAUGGACGCCUACGAAAAGUCUGCCACUGUGAUCCUUGGAGUAACCUCUUCCGUGCCCUCCUUGCCACUCCCCAAUGUCCUCCUGAUGGCCAAUGUCACCUGGCCUCACGGUCCGCUUUCCACCUGUAGCACGCCUGGCGCCCCUGUCAUCACUCUCAGCAGGAUCCUGCCCCUGAAGUACGUGGAGCUCCAAAUCUAUAACUGGAGCCAGCGCAUCCUCCGGGUUAGGACGGUGACUGAGAAGGUCUACUAUCUGAGGCUCCACGAGAAGCACCCGGAGGCCGUGUUCCAGUUCUGGAUCCGCCUGGUGAAAAUCCUGCAGCAAGGCCUGUCCAUCACCACCAAAGACCCAAGGAUCCAGUUCACUCACUGCCUGGUACCCAAGAUCCCCAACUCCUCCACUGAAACAACACCUGCAAGCAGCCCCCCGUCAUCCUCCCAGACCAGCGAGACCACAAUGCUGCUGGCAGCUGAGUGUACCAGCAGCGGCCUCUUAGGACUCUCAAAAAGACACCAGCCUGUAGGAGACAGACCCUUGAAUACAGAAAGAGACAACUGCAGCGGCUACAGGGCACCCCCGCUGACGGGCUCUUCAAUUAAUAUGCCCAUGAGAGCCAGUCUGAGACACAGCCUCUGGGAACAAGAGGACUCAAAUGAGAACUACCUGCAGGCUCCUGUAGCCAGCUCCCUAGGAGAGAACUUUCUGGGACCCUAA